This is a messenger RNA of Anopheles aquasalis, 836 nucleotides long. RefSeq names its product larval cuticle protein 65Ag1. Gene Ontology annotation, molecular function: structural constituent of chitin-based larval cuticle. Gene Ontology annotation, cellular component: chitin-based extracellular matrix. The record is from RefSeq and is a predicted model, not a curated record. NCBI's taxonomy places the organism in Eukaryota, Metazoa, Arthropoda, Insecta, Diptera, Culicidae.
CGGGUCCCCGAGUUCCUUCGGAUGCGCUACGCUGUGUCGCGAUUUUUGCAGAAACAUUUCGGCUCUCGAACCGGCAACAGCUCUGUCGCACGCACGUCUACGCGGAACGAAAAUGGUUAAGAGUGCUUUGUUGCUACUGACACUAGGUGCUGCGGCUGUGAUCGCCGCACCGAUCGAUGGCGAAUCUGACGAACUGGUUCGAUACGAAAACAUCCAAAACAGCGACGGAUACAAAUUCUCCUACUUGACCAAAGAUGGACAGGAACGGGAAGAAACCGGUCGAAUUGAUCCCACGACGGGUGUGGUGCGCGUUAGCGGUUGGUACAGUUACAGGACAUCAAACGGAGAUACGUAUCGGGUUGAUUAUGAGGCGGAUGAGAAUGGAUAUCGGGCGAAGGAAGCGGAGGGUGCAGUGAUUUCUAUUCAGGCUUUGCCGAAGCCCGUUUCUGCGCAAGGAUUGAAAGAAACGGUGCUGCUGUCGCUGGUAGGAUAAGGCACGAAUUUCGAGGCUUCGCAAAAUCGUUCAAGAGAACGUUAAUGUGAGUAGUUUUAUCAGGUGCCCUGUUAUUUAUUUAAAGUGGAGGUUUAAGAGAUUUAUUCUGGAACGUCAUGGCUAUCAAUUAUAUUAGAAAACGAGGUAGUAGAAAGCAUAAAGGCGUUGCGUUAGAGGGAAACAUCAUCAGUAGAAUAGUUCGUUAUAUACUCCAAUCAUAACAUUAAUCUUGAAGUAAGAAAUACAGCACCAGUAGUGUACUGCAAAACUGUACCAUCUACAAGCGAAGGUUUUUUCUAUUGAUGUGACAAAAAAAUAGUUUUAAAAGUGAUCGUACAGUAUA